GGGAGACCGGAUAUAGUGAAUGCAGGGUCCUGGGAGACCGGAUAUAGUGAAUGGCAGGGUCCUAGGAGACCGGAUACAGUGAAUGUAGGGUCCCGGGAGACCGAUACAGUGAAUGCAGGGUCCGGGGAGACCAGAUAUAGUGAAUGCAGGGUCCUGGGAGACCAGAUAUAGUGAAUGCAGGGUCCGGGGAGACCAGAUAUAGUAAAUGCAGGGUCCUGGGAGACCAGAUACAGUGAAUGCAGGAUAUAGUGAAUGCAGGGUCCAGGGAGACCAGAUACAGUGAAUGAGGGUCCUGACUUUAAGGCUCCAUGCA
Messenger RNA from Staurois parvus, 313 nucleotides. Lineage: Eukaryota; Metazoa; Chordata; Amphibia; Anura; Ranidae. The record is from the annotation of a GenBank genome assembly.